Messenger RNA from Physeter macrocephalus (sperm whale), 1751 nucleotides. It is a transcript of the gene ASB16, whose product is annotated as ankyrin repeat and SOCS box containing 16. Gene Ontology annotation, molecular function: protein binding. Gene Ontology annotation, biological process: intracellular signal transduction. Lineage: Eukaryota; Metazoa; Chordata; Mammalia; Artiodactyla; Physeteridae. The record is from RefSeq and is a predicted model, not a curated record.
AUGGGGGAGUCAGGUGAGACGGAAUGGGAGGACCGGCGGCGGGCUGCAGCCCAGCAGUGCCAGAGCCAAAGGUGCCCCCCAAGUUCCCGGGCCCAACUCACUAGGCCGCGCUGCUCCUGCCGGGACCCAGCUGUGCACAAUGCCCUGUUCUCCGGUGACCUGCAGCAGAUCCAAGCCCUGUUCCAAGAUGAAGAUGCUGCCAACAUGAUUGUGGAGACUGUGAGCAACCAGCUGGCCUGGUCAGCUGAACAGGGGUUCUGGGUGCUGACCCCCAAAGCCAAGCAUACGGCACCCCUCACCAUCGCUGCUGCCCGAGGCUACACCGACUGUGCCCGCUACCUGAUCCGGCAGGGAGCUGAGCUGGACGCCCGGGUUGGGGGCCGGGCCGCCUUGCACGAGGCCUGUGCCCGGGCCCAGUCCGACUGUGUGCACUUGCUGCUGACCUUUGGCGCCAAGGUCAACGUGUUGUCUGAGGAAGGCACGACCCCCUUGCACCUCUGCACAACCCCUGAGUCCUUACAGUGCGCCAAGCAGCUGCUGGAGGCGGGAGCAACCGUGAACUUGGCGGUGCAGGACAGCGAGGUGACGCCCCUGCACGUGGCGGCGGUACGAGGCCUGGAGCAGCACGUGGCUCUCUACCUGGAGCACGGCGCCGACGUGAAUCUGCGCACCAGCCAGGGCGAGACGGCCCUGAACGCCGCGUGCGCGGUCCUGGAAGCUGGGGCAGAUGCCCGGGCGGCAGGGCGCAAGCGCCACACGCCGCUGCACAACGCCUGUGCCAAUGGCUGCGGGGUCCUGGCCGAGCUGCUGCUGCACCACGGGGCCUGCGCUGCAGUUCCCAACGAGGCGGGCCACACGCCCAUGGACUGCGCGCUGCAGGCCGUCCAGGACGCCCCCAGCUGGGAGCCCGAGAUCCUCUUCGCUGCACUGCUGGACUACGGGGCCCAACCUGUGCGCCCUGAGAUGCUGAGACACUGUGCCAACUUCCCUCGAGCCCUGGAAGUCCUGCUUAAUGCCUACCCUUGUGUCCCAUCCUGCGAUACCUGGGUUGAGGCAGUGCUUCCAGAGCUGUGGCAGGAGCACGAAGCCUUCUACAGCUCGGCCCUGGGCAUGGUGAAUCAGCCGAGGCGGCUGCAGCACCUGGCCCGGCUGGCUGUACGUGCUCAGCUGGGUAGCGGCUGCCGACAGGCUGCCGCCCGCCUCCCCCUGCCCCCGCUCCUCAGGGACUACCUGCUGCUGCGUGUGGAGGGGUGUAUCCAGUGAGCCCCGUGCCCAGCUGCUCCCAGAGCUUGUCCUGCCCCCUCCAUCAGCUGUCCCCCGCAACCCUGGAGGACCAGUCCCUGGCUUCUUAUCCACACUCUGCAUGUCCUCUGGGGCCAGCUCAUCCCUCUACUGGCUUCUUGAGCCACCUGCUGACCUCCAGCUCGACCUGAACUUCAGCUCCUCUCUCCCAUGGGAAGGUCUGCAGACUCAGCCUUUGCCCGCAUCCUCCUCCUUUGCCUAAGUGGAUGAGGGUCCCUCCAUCCAGGCAGGCCCCAAGCCAGGAGGAAGUGAUCCUUGUUGCCCCCUCUCCCCUGCUACCUAUGUACCUGUUCAGACUCCUAAAGAGUGGCAGACUCUGCCUCUAGCUGUACUGCCAAUGCCCGUCCUGCUUUUGUCACUUCAGGGGAGGACUUCACUGACUGGUCUUGAAACCCAUGCCCUGCAAGGAUGUUGGAACCAUCUUUGGGAAUCAGAACUCUGAUCAUGCC